AUGGGAAAUUCUCAGAGUGCGCACAAGAUUUCCGCGCAGGAUAGGGCCAUCCUGGACAUGAAAAACCAACGUGACAAACUGCGUCAAUAUCAGAAACGGAUCACCGUGAUAACGAACCGCGAGACCGAAAUCGCCCGAGAAUGCCUGGCCAGGGGCGAUAAGUCCAAAGCCCUCCUCGCGCUGCGGCGUAAGAAGUACCAAGAAUCCCUCCUGUCCAAGACAGACGCGCAACUCGAGCAGCUCGAGAAAUUGACCAGCAGCGUCGAAUUCGCACUCGUCCAGAAAGACGUUUUGUUCGGCCUUCAACAAGGCACGCAGGUGCUGAACAUGAUACACAAGGAGAUGGGCGGCCUCGAGGGCGUGGAGAAGAUGAUGGCCGACACAGAAGAGGCACGCCGGUAUCAAGAAGAGAUCAGCGAGGCGUUGGCCGGGCAGAUGUCGAAUGAGGACGAAGACGAAGUCGAGGAUGAACUCGAGGCUAUGGAGAGAGAAAUCACGGGCGUGAGCGCCUUGCCUGAUGCGCCCAACAAGACCGUCCUGGGAGAAGGAAGCCUGCCUGAUGCGCCGCAAACGGAACUGGAAAGGUUGCAGAAGCAGAAAGAACGGGCAAAGCAGAGACGAAUUGCGCUCGAGGCGGCAUGA
This is a messenger RNA of Exophiala spinifera, 642 nucleotides long. RefSeq lists its product as uncharacterized. NCBI's taxonomy places the organism in Eukaryota, Fungi, Ascomycota, Eurotiomycetes, Chaetothyriales, Herpotrichiellaceae. Gene Ontology annotation, biological process: vesicle budding from membrane; late endosome to vacuole transport via multivesicular body sorting pathway. Bases 1 to 642 code for a protein of 213 amino acids. The record is from RefSeq and is a predicted model, not a curated record. The transcript is spliced from 2 exons. Gene Ontology annotation, cellular component: ESCRT III complex; multivesicular body.